AUGGAUCCUCCUCCUGCGAUUCCUCAAUUUCUCGAUCAAUACGAGAAUCCGUUCUUCCUUCACAGCUCCGAUCAUGCUGGUCUCAUCCUUGUCUCCGAUCGUCUACAAUCCGGCGCUGACUUUCAUUCAUGGCGUCGCUCCGUGCGUAUGGCUCUCAAUAUCCGCAACAAGCUGGGCUUUAUCGAUGGUACUAUUCCUAAACCACCUGAUAAUCAUAGAGAUGCCGGAUCUUGGUCACGGUGUAACGAUAUGAAUCUCUUGGCCAGGUUUAAGCAAGAUGAUGCCCCUCGUGUGUUUGAGAUUGAACAACGUUUAGAGACUCUACAACAAGGAUCUAUGGAUGUUAGUAGUUUCUACACAGAAUUGAUGACUCUCUGGGAGGAAUAUAAGAACUACAUUGAGCUCCCUGUAUGUACGUGUGGUCGUUGUGAGUGUAAUGCUGCACAUUUGUGGGAAGCGUUACAACAGAGGAGCCGUGUUAUGAAGUUCUUGAUGGGAUUGAAUGAAGCCUAUGAGCCUACUCGUCGUCAUAUCUUGAUGAUGAAACCGAUUCCUUCUAUUGAGGAUGUUUUCAACAUGGUUGCACAAGAUGAGCGUCAGAAGACUAUUAAACCAAGCUCAAGACAGGACAAUGUUGUUUUCCAGAAUUCUCAUGAUGAUACUCGCUCUCUUUCAUCUGAGACUACCUCUGAGAAUGCUGCCUUUGCUGCACAAUACAACAACACAUACCGUCCUCGUCAACGUCCGCUUUGUACUCAUUGUGGUCAAUUUGGUCAUGUGGUUCAGAAAUGCUUCAAGCUCCAUGGUUAUCCUCCGGGUCACAAGUAUUAUAAUGCUUCUGGAGUAAACCCAUCUCCUCAGUUGUCUCAGGCUUCUCGUGGUCCGGCUCAGUCACAUCCUCAGUCUCAAUCUCGUCCUCCAUCUCAGUCAUAUCAAAAGACGAACACUGUGGCGAAUGUGACUGCUUCUCCGAUGUAUUUGCCAGCUCCGACUAAGAAUGCUAUCAAUAUUGACCUGAGUCAACUCAACACAGAUCAGUUCCAGACUUUGCUUCAACAGCUCCAAAGUCAUGUUAAGCCUUCAGACUCUCAGGUUCCCAUUCAACGUGCGUCUAUCACCGAUGGAGGUCACACGGCUUCUGAAUCGUCUGCUGGUAUCGUCUCUUGUCUCACUUCAAACUUCCCUUUUCCCUCUUCUAGCCUUCGUUUUGAGAACAACUGCCUUACUUUCCAACACCAAUGCUUAUCUUCUCUUUAUAACUCUUUACCUAGUGGUGCUUGGAUAAUUGACAGUGGUGCCACGACUCAUGAGUCUAUUCAGGGCUUGACGAUUGGUAGAGGCAAUCUCAUCAACAAUCUCUACAUUCUUCAAGCUCCUGCUAUCUCCUCGAAUUUAUGUGGAUCCUUGCUUGAUGAUGGUCUUCUUUGGCAUCAGCGCCUUGGACAUCCAUUUCCUGCCAAGUUACAGCAUCUUUCUGGUAUCCUGCAUCUGCAUAAAGCUGCUAGUUCUGUUUCUCCGCAUUGUAGCAUUUGUCCUUUAGCUAAACAAAAGCGUCUUUCAUUUCCUUCUAAUAGUCGUUUGUCUAAGGCUCCUUUUGAUCUUGUUCAUUUGGAUGUCUGGGGUCCUUUUUCAGUUGAAUCAAUAGAAGGUUACAAAUAUUUUCUCACCAUUGUUGAUGAUUGUAGUCGUGUAACUUGGAUCUAUAUGAUGCGUAAUAAAAGUGAAGUUUCGACUAUUUUUCCGUCUUUUGUUAAGUAUAUUCAAACUCAAUAUGGUGUGACUAUCAAAAUGAUUCGCAGUGAUAAUGCCCCUGAACUUGCAUUUCCGAAAUUGAUUCUUGAACUUGGAAUUGUGCAUCAAUAUUCUUGUGCUUAUACGCCUCAGCAAAAUUCAGUGGUUGAAAGGAAACAUCAGCAUUUACUCAAUGUUGCUCGUGCAUUGUUAUUUCAAUCGAAUUUGCCUUUGAUCUACUGGAGUGAUUGCAUUUAUACUGCUGUCUUUCUUAUUAAUCGCACUCCAUCGUUGCUUUUGGAUAAACUUGGUCCAUUUGAAGUUCUUGCUAAGAAAACCCCUGACUAUUCCUUUCUUCGCUCUUUUGGUUGCUUAUGUUAUGUUUCGACUUUACUUAAAGAUCGCAACAAAUUUUCACCAAGGGCUGAUGCUUGUGUUUUCUUGGGCUAUCCUUCUGGUUGCAAAGGUUACAAAGUUUUGCAUUUGGACACAAAUAUUGUUUCUAUCAGUCGUAAUGUGGUUUUCCAUGAAAACGUUUUUCCUCUUAAAACUGCUUCUUCACUCAUUUAUGAUGAUCUGUUUUCAAAAACGAUUUUGCCUUUGCCUAUUCCAGUUGGUAUUGAUUCUUUUCCUGUUACCAACCUUGGUCCUGCUGCAUAUUCGCAUGUUCCUACUGCACCUCAUUCAUCUCAUGCUUCUGAUGCAUUUGUUCCUGAUGCAUCUCAUUCUCCUCAUAUAUCUCAUUCAUCUGAUGCAUCUCAUUCAUCUGCAUCACGCUCUAAUGCCCCAUCUAUAUCACGAGAGACUGUUUCACGUGGCAUUGGACAGAGUCGCUUACUCAAUGACAUCUCACGACCCAAACGUGCGUCAAAGGCUCCAGGUUACUUAUCUGACUAUCACUGUUCCCUUACUCAAAUUUCUAAGCCUUUCAUUUCUCCUUUUGACAUUCCUUCUCCUGAAUCUAUUCCCUCUACUACUGUUUACCCUCUCUCUAAUGUUCUUAGCUAUUCUGCUCUUGCUCCUUUGUAUCAAACCUAUGUUCUCUCCUAUUCUCUUGAGACGGAAUCGACGACAUUCAAGCAAGCCAUGACAUCUCCUCAUUUUCGACACGCUAUGAAUGAGGAACUUGAGGCUAUGGAGGUAAACAGAACUUGGACUAUUGAAUCAUUGCCCCCUGGUAAGAAUGUGGUGGGUUGCAAAUGGGUUUAUACUAUUAAGUAUAAGGCAGAUGGUACUAUAGAGCGGUACAAAGCUCGUCUCGUCACAAAGGGAUUCACUCAACAGGAGGGUGUGGAUUUCACAGAAACUUUCUCUCCUGUUGCUAAGCUCACAAGUGUGAAGCUUCUUCUUGCCUUGGCUGCUAUCAAGGGCUGGAGUCUGUGUCAAAUGGAUGUCUCCAAUGCCUUUCUUCACAGUGACUUGGAUGAGGAGAUCUACAUGAGUUUGCCUCUGGGCUAA
Molecule: messenger RNA, 3189 nt
Organism: Microthlaspi erraticum
Lineage: Eukaryota; Viridiplantae; Streptophyta; Magnoliopsida; Brassicales; Brassicaceae
Source: the annotation of a GenBank genome assembly